This is a messenger RNA of Branchiostoma floridae (Florida lancelet), 760 nucleotides long. RefSeq names its product sulfotransferase family cytosolic 1B member 1-like. Gene Ontology annotation, biological process: sulfation. The record is from RefSeq and is a predicted model, not a curated record. The transcript is spliced from 4 exons. Gene Ontology annotation, cellular component: cytoplasm. NCBI's taxonomy places the organism in Eukaryota, Metazoa, Chordata, Leptocardii, Amphioxiformes, Branchiostomatidae. Gene Ontology annotation, molecular function: sulfotransferase activity. The coding region runs from base 161 to 760 and encodes 199 amino acids.
GUCUGGUGUUAUAAGAUAACUGUGGAUUUGGUUGUUAAAUCGAAAUGUGUUGAGUGCUAGGCAUAACUAUGAUACAGAUUUGCCGAGUUCUUUCUCUUUAUUCAGCUUCCAGACCAUUUCAACAAUCUACGUACUCACAAGACAAAUAACAAGAGAUGCCAUGUCUACCUACAAGGAGAGAGGGGUCAUGUUUCCAGGUGACAUUGUGCCACGUUCCAACCUGGAACUCCUGAAAACCUUUGACAUCAGAGACGACGACAUCAUGUUGAUCACCUACCCCAAAACUGGCACUUGGUGGCUUCAUCAAGUAAUAAAACAGAUUCUGGCCGAACAGGGAGUCAAGGAUGAGAAGUAUCUGGGAAACAUACCCAAUCUUAUCGAAUUCACCUUGCCUGUAAUAGGCCCCCUGGCGGAAGUAGUUAAGACUGCACCUUCUCCUCGGGUACUGGCGACUCACGUACCAGUGGAAUUCCUCCCGGAUGGUUUGCUCGGUUCCAAGGCGAAGGACCUUCCGGCGGAAGUGAAGAAACUGUGCUCCUUCCUUGAAAAGCCGCUGAGUGACGAAGAGGUGCAGACAGUGGUCGCUGCGACACAGUUCGACUCCAUGAAAAAUACUUUGGGAGAAAAAGGACAAGUGUUUACAAGGAAGGGAGUCAUCGGAGACUGGAAGAACUACUUCAGUGACGACCAGAGCCGAGCUUAUGAUGAGCAGUACCGUGAGAGGCUGGCCAACACUGGGCUGGAAUUUCAAUUUCAGUAA